Messenger RNA from Vombatus ursinus (common wombat), 1938 nucleotides. RefSeq names its product zinc finger SWIM-type containing 2 (gene ZSWIM2). The transcript is spliced from 9 exons. The coding region runs from base 1 to 1938 and encodes 645 amino acids. The record is from RefSeq and is a predicted model, not a curated record. Gene Ontology annotation, molecular function: zinc ion binding; ubiquitin protein ligase activity. Lineage: Eukaryota; Metazoa; Chordata; Mammalia; Diprotodontia; Vombatidae.
AUGCCUCGUGGCCUGGGCGGCCGCGGCGGCAGCGGCCGGGGGUCCGAGCGGCGGCAGUGUGUGAGCGACUGCCUGGAGAGGCACCAGGACCAGGCGCUUAACGACCAUAUGUACCUGCUGCGGGAGACGGGCCCCACCGGCUUCCUGCUGAGCGAGGACGAGCCCAACGGCUGCAGCUAUCGCGUUUUCCUCGGAGAUCCUCACACAUGUAGCUGUUCCACAUUUCUGAAAGGAAAUGAUCUUUGUAAACAUAUCUGCUGGAUAUUAUUGAAAAAAUUCAAGCUUCCAAGAAAUCAUGAAUAUGCUUUUCAGUUGGGUCUUGUGGAACGAGAAAUCAGUGAAUUGCUUCGGGGAUUACAUCGAGAACAGACUCCACAGCCAACUAAGAGACCAUAUAUUGAAAAAGAUGGAUACAUCAAACAGAAGGAAAUUUGUUCAGAUGAUGUCUGCUCCAUAUGUCAAGAAGAGCUCCUAGAAAAAAAGUUACCAGUCACCUACUGCAGGUAUGGUUGUGGUAAUAGUGUUCAUAUAAAAUGUAUGAAAAUAUGGGCUGAUCAUCAGGAUAAGUCAUCAAAAAACUCUGUUGUCAAGUGCCCUCUAUGCAGGGAAGAGUUUGCACCUUUAAAACUUAUUUUAGAUGAAUUCAGAAACUCCAAUAGACUUGUGACAGCAGCAGAGAAAGAAAGGCUUGACAAACACCUUGGAAUUCCAUGUAACAACUGCAGACAGUUUCCAAUUGAGGGAACAUGUUAUAAGUGCACUGAAUGUACUGAAUAUCACCUAUGCCACGAAUGUUUUGUUAGUUGUUGCCAUCCUCCACAUAUUUUUACUUUUCGGCAGAAGAGAAAUCAAAGGUGGAAAUCACUAGAAAAAAAUCCAGGGUUAUAUCCUUCAGGGAGAAUCUUAAAAAAUACAGAACUUACAAAUCAGAGUGAAGAAGAAAUGACACAUCUUGAAAAAAGUAUCAUUUGCACACCAAAGCAUGUAGUAACAUCACUUCCUCUCAUAUUAAUUACAAAGAACAGUAAGCUGCUUGCUCCAGGGAACCAGUGUCGACUUUGUUUGAAGGCAUUUUGUCUUGGUCAACAUACAAGACUAUUACCAUGUAAUCACAAGUUUCAUAGGAAAUGUAUUGAUGAUUGGUUACUAAAUAUAUGUAAUUCAUGCCCUAUUGAUGGCCAAAUUGUCUAUAACCCUUUAAUCUGGAAAAAUUCACUGAUUAAUGGACACAUGCAAAAGCAAGUACCACAUACAACUGCCACUCAUCUGUCAAAGCAGCUAUAUCCAGAACUUUUUAUACCUGGCACUGGAUUGCUCUUUAAAGAAGGCAAAUUUGACCAUUUACCUGAAAGAUCUAAAGAUAAUUUCGAAAGACUCAGUAAUCAUCAAGAUUCAACAGAUUUGAAUGAUAAUUUAACAGGGGAUGGUCUACACCCUUUGCAAUCAAGUGAUCCAGAUUCAAGUCAAUUAAUCUUUGAUUACAAAAUAAAUCACCAUUUCCCUAGCUAUCUUCAGGAUUCAUCCCUUAGCGCUGCAGGGAAAAUGCCAUCUCAAGUUUUUCUUCCUUCCAUUACCAAGACUGGAAUUUAUGCUAAACCUGGAAGCCCAUUUGUGAACAGAAAGUUAUAUCACCCUGAACAAAAGCCAAAGGGGAACAAAGUGUCUCAGUGCAUGGACAAUCUUACACUGAAGAAAAUUCUUGCCACUAAAAUAAGAAUUGACAAUGAAAGUUCAGAUGUUAUAUUGCCAGCAGUUUUUCAUGAUAUGGUGAACUGGUGUACAACUAACCCUAGUUCAUCCAAAAAGGAGAAUAAUAUUAUGGGAAAAAUCAGACAAAACCAUGGUCUCCUAUCAAGAAGGCCUAUAUCAAAUGCUUUAAAUACUGAAGCUCAAGAGUUGUCUUUAAUAAUGGAAGGAAUUCCUCUCUGCAAAAGUUAG